Molecule: messenger RNA, 2118 nt
Organism: Cyprinus carpio (common carp)
Lineage: Eukaryota; Metazoa; Chordata; Actinopteri; Cypriniformes; Cyprinidae
Product: calcipressin-1-like
Biological process (GO): calcium-mediated signaling
Cellular component (GO): nucleus; cytoplasm
Molecular function (GO): calcium-dependent protein serine/threonine phosphatase regulator activity; nucleic acid binding
Source: RefSeq, a predicted model, not a curated record
GCCAUAAAUUUGACAAUAUUUUACAGUAAAAUUACAAAUAGUGCAAUGUUAAACCAUUAACGUUUUUUUCAUAAGCUUACUUAAGAAGGUUAAACAAUGACCAGCAUUUUUGCAGUGAUUUUCUGUAGAAGUUACAAACUGUUCUUGCUUUAUAGGUAGUCUAUUAUUAUGAAAUAGUUUUGGUAUCAGGUAUAGUUCCUUCUUUUAUGGCAGGAAGUAACAGGUGAAACUGUGUGUGUUAGCAAUGUCACACUGUCAAAUAAAUGAUGUUAGAAAGUGUUUAAAUUACUGAUGGAACAGUGAGAGACAGUAGGAUUGCCAAGGCCUUGUGGAAACAUGCUGAGGGGAGCGAUGAGGAUGUUGGACUGUGGCCCACAGCUGAAUGAUGUCAUGAGUUUCCAGUUCCUCAUUAGGAUUAGUCAGCAAUGAAGAGUGAGAGACAGACCGAGAGAGAGAGAGAGGGAAAUGAAGGGAGAGGCUGAAGGUUAGGAAGGUAUAGAGAGAGAGAGAGAGAGGCGGUGCUCAGCAGCUCUACUAUAAGCAGCAGCAGAUAAACCUGCACGUAAAGCCGUGACCUCGCAGCACUGCUGAUCGAUUGCUAGAAACUUCUGCUGGCACGUUCCUUGGAGGAAUUGCAUGCAAUUUGCACUUCAUUACAGAGUCUCUUAUUCUUCUGAAACUGAAUUAUGCAUCUUAAGACUACAAAGUGCAAUAUCUUCUGCCUGGUUGCUACACCGGUGGACCAUGAGAUAUUCAGUCGGCCACAGAUUCGGGAGCAGUUUGAAGCUUUGUUCCGUGCAUUUGAUCCCAGCACGUCGUUCCAGUUCUUCAAAAGCUUCAGACGGGUUCGGAUCAACUUCACCGAUGCGCUGGCGGCAGCCGAGGCCCGAGUCAAACUCCAUAAGAGUGACUUCAAUGGAAAGGAGAUGCGUCUGUAUUUCGCUCAGUCAGUACAUAUCGGCAGUCCUCGUCUUGAGCCUCCUAAACCAGAGAAGCAGUUCCUCAUCUCUCCUCCAGCGUCGCCCCCUGUAGGCUGGGCGCAGUCGCAGGACGCUAGGCCCGGCAUCAACUAUGACCUGCUGCGUGCUGUGUCUAAACUUGGACCAGGAGAACAAUACGAGCUCCACACUGGAACCACCAACACACCCAGUGUGAUCGUACAUGUCUGUGAGGACGACAGCUCCGACAGCGAAGACGAGACCGGAGAGGGCGGCAUACGUGCACGACCCAAGAUCAUCCAGACCCGCCGCCCAGACUACGUCCCGUCCGUCAACCAGUGAGCGGCUGAUUCUGGGCCGUUUCAUCUUUACAACCAACACUGGAAUAACUAGGAAGCAUGCGGUCAUGCAGUUCGUCAUCCUCACCACCGGGGAGGCUGGCGAGCAUCAGAUCCUCUUCCUAGUUAGCGAGGGAGUCGACCAUCCUCAUAUCUCGCCUUUCAUUUCUUAACAUCCAUCUCUGAUGGAGUCAGGGACUUUGAGGACUUGGGAGAGUUUCUCUCAUCUUACGAAUGUCAUUAUUUGCUUGACGUCACAACUGUGUAUUUUAAUAAUCAGAGGGAAAAGCGGCGGUAAAACCUGAAGGAGUUUUCGUUUAGCACAAACAAACUGAACAUCGUGUCUGAGGUGUGUAUCGUUCGGGGCCACUAACAUGUACUCAUCGCCAUUAUCAUGUAUCGUCUCUACGUUUAGUCAGUUAAGCACUCGUACAGUCUUUGAAAGUCAUUAUUAUUGUUGCUGAAGUUCUUCACGAGCUCCUCCAAGUAUUAUGCACUUUAAAAAUAGAGCCUUAUAAUGUGGUAAACUGACAACAACAUGAAGUACUUGUCUUUGUAUAUCGAGCGCAACUGUGAACGCAUACUUUUCCCGCCCUUUUUUUCCAUGUAUAACCACGUUUGAUUUCAUACAAAAAUAUAUUUGUAAAUUGGAUAAAAAAGACACUUGCACUAAAUUGUGUACUUGUAUUAUAAAAUAAAAUGUUGGCUAUAAAUAAUUGGCUCCAUGUAAAAAUAGAACGUAAGUAUUGACAAUAUUAUGAAAAAAAAAAUGUUGCAAAAACUUUUCACUCAGAAAUUCGUAGUAAAUUUCAAAAUGACACAUUAAAUGUUAAAUUUUAAUU